CUGAUGUUUGUUAAUAUGUUUAUAUUUAGGUUUAUCAGGAAAGGUAUUGAUCCUGCUCCUCUGGCAGAAAACGGUUUAACUGAAGAACUCCUGGAUAGAUUAUCCACAGCAGCUAGUCCCAGGGGUCAUAAUACUAGUAUUACAGGAACACCUGGAGGUCCCGGAGCUCCCACUGAUUCUGGUGGAAAAUCCUCCCAAUCUGUCUCCACCACCAUCUCUCUCCUCUCCACCCUGUGCAGGGGCUCCCCCACCAUAACCUUCAAUAUUCUGAGGUCCAGUCUUCCUGUGGCUAUAGAGAAGGCUCUGGAGGGAGAUGAACGGUGUGUGCUGGACACUAUGCGACUAACUGAUCUUCUUCUGGUCCUGCUGUUCGAGGGCCGAGCAGCUCUUCCUAAAGCUCCGCUUACUCCCAUAGCGUCCAGGCAUCAUCCUGACGCGUCCCGACUGGCCGGUCUACGCAGGAUGGAUAGCGCGGGAGAAAGGACGCAUAGACAGCUAAUAGAUUGUAUACGAUCCAAGGACACGGAUGCUUUAGUUGAAGCUGUGGAGAGUGGCCAGGUUGAGGUAAACUUCAUGGAUGAUGUUGGACAAACCUUGUUAAACUGGGCUUCAGCAUUUGGUACUCAGGAGAUGGUGGAGUUCCUUUGUGCCAAGGGGGCUGAUGUAAACAAAGGUCAACGAAGUAGCAGUUUGCACUACGCUGCUUGCUUUGGAAGACCUGGAAUUGGAAAGGUUCUUCUCAGACACGGAGCCAACCCUGAUCUCAGAGAUGAGGAGGGUAAAACCCCCCUGGACAAGGCAAGAGAGAGGAACGACGAGGGACACCGUGAAGUUGCUGGACUCCUCCAGAGUCCUGGAGACUGGAUGGUUCAGGAACCUGGUCCUGUUCAAGAAAACCAGGAGGAAACAGGACCAAAAGGAGAUCCUGAGAUGGUUCCAAUAUACGUGUCCACCCUCCUCCCUGUGUUCUGCCACACCUUCCACAGCUCUAUGAUCUUGAGCGUGAAGAGGGCGUCCCUGGGGCUGGUGAAGAAGAUAAUCCACUACAUGGACAAAAAUCUUCUGGACGCCACUUCUAACACAGAUGUUGCAGGUGACGUUGUUCAAGUGAUCGCCAGUGUGCUUGAUACUGAAGAUGACGAAGAAGGACAUCUUGCCUGUCUCCAUAUCAUUCAAGAUCUAAUGCUCAAUACAAAAGAUACUGAGAGUAAAUGGUUGGAAUAUUUUGCCAAGCUUGGAGUGUACAGUAAAGUCAGUGUACUCUGUGAACCCCAGGAGGACAUCUUGGAUCUGGGUUCAAUAUCAGAUACUUUCAUUGGAGAAGACGAAUCAUCAGGAUCCCGGGAUACUGAUAUAGUAUGUGGCAGAGCCUAUUACUGGAAGGAAUGGUGUCUAGCUAAAGGAAGAGACUGCUUGUAUAUUUGGUCAGAUGCUGCAGCACUAGAACUAUCCAACGGUUCUAACGGAUGGUUUAGGUUUAUCUUGGAUAACAAGCUGGCUACUAUGUACAGCAGUGGAAGUCCUGAAGGUGGAUCAGAUAGUUCAGAGAAUAGAGGAGAGUUUCUGGAGAAACUACAGCGAGCAAGGUCUAGUGUCAAGCCAUCUUCAUCAGCUAUUGAGCUUUUCAAGGAUGGGCCAAAUGAAAGAACAAUUUCUGUCGGGAACUGGAUUCUUGAAUGUAAGAAAAUAGGAGAACUCAAAAUUGUUAACAGUGACGGGCAAACUCAGUCCACGACUCUAAGAGAGGAUCUGGCAGGUUUCCUGUUCGAAAGCAACCGCGGGACCAAACAUAGCUUUACAGCUGAAACUUCCUUAGGUCCGGAGUUUUCAGCAGGAUGGUCUGCCAAGAAGUCUAAGAAGCUUGUUUCCAAAAGUGACCAAACAAGGCAGAAAAUCCGCAAGCUCUCCAGAGACAUCUAUGAUCAAUAUUUUGAAGCAGCGCAAGCUACACCCCGUGGUAUUGUAGCAGACCUAGCAAACAUAGUUUCCAAAGUCGACAUGGCUGUGAAGAAGCAGGCUAAGAACAGUUCUGGAAAUGAGUGGAAGGAAGGAUUAAGCUCUGCUCUGCUAGAACUAUCUGAACUACUCAAGGAUGACUCUAGUGUGUCUGCAUACGAACUAAAUAGUUCAGGGUUGAUCCAAUGCUUCCUAAAACUGUAUGGUACAGCUGGAGGACCAGAGAAGAGUAAAUAUCAGAAGAAGGCAAAGCGGCACCAUGAGGCAAGACUCGCUGUGAUCAGAGAAACCCUUCCAGUGGAAACCACAGUUACUCUUGUAAAGAAACUAAUCUCUGUGCUUGAGACUAUAGAGAAGCUGCCAGUUUACCUCUAUGAUCAGUCCAAUGGAGGAUACGGUCUUCAAAUCCUCACCCGAAGACUUAGGUUUAGAUUAGAGCGUGGAUCUGGGGAGAUGGGUUUGAUUGAUAGAUCUGGUCGAUCGUUAAAGAUGGAACCCCUUGCCACAGUCCGGCAACUGGAAAGGUUCUUGUUGAAGAUGGUAGCCAAACAAUGGUAUGACUAUGAGAGAACAACAUUUAACUUCAUCAAAAGAAUAAUGGAGUCAAAUGUUACAUUUAAUUACCAGAGUGAUUUUGACGAGCAGGGUUUGCUCUACUGGAUCGGAACUAAUGGUAGAACUGCUGCUGAAUGGGUCAACCCAGCUCAGUAUGGUCUGGUUGUAGUGACCUCUAGCGAAGGGAGAAACCUGCCCUAUGGAAGACUUGAGGACAUUCUAUCCAGGGAACCAGGGGCUCUGAACUGCCACACGAAUGACGACAGAAGGGCUUGGUUUGCUAUAGACCUUGGAGUCUGGAUAUCCCCAACCUCUUACACCCUGCGGCAUGCUCGAGGAUAUGGACGAUCAGCUCUCCGAACCUGGCAGCUUCAGGGGAGUAAGGACGGGAUCAACUGGACUGUGCUGUUAGAGCAUAACCGAGACGAGAAGCUGGGAGAACCUGGAUCCACAGCAACCUGGCAGAUACCGCCGCAUCCUGACGAAGCAGGAGGUUGGAGACAUAUCAGGGUUCAACAGAUGGGAAAAAAUGCCUCAGCACAGACACACUACCUUUCUCUCUCUGGAUUUGAAAUAUAUGGAAUUGUGACUGGAGUUUGUGACGAACUCGGAAAAGCUGCAAAAGAAGCAGAAGCUGCUCUCCGGAAACAGCGACGCAUUCUGAAAAACAACAUGGUCCGUCACAUUGUAAGUGGGGCCCGGGUAGUUCGAGGCCUGGAUUGGAAGUGGGGAGACCAGGAUGGACCAGGGGGUCCUCAAGGAGAGGGAACAAUAACAGGAGAGAUUCACAACGGUUGGAUUGAUGUUGCUUGGGACCACGGAGCAUCUAAUAGUUAUAGGAUGGGAGCAGAAGGGAAAUAUGAUCUAAAGCUGGCACCAGACUAUGAUCCGGAGGUUUCUUGUGGUCCUACCUCGACCUGCGGUAAAACCCUGUACACCUCCCCGCCGACCUCAACAACCUCCACAACAGCCACAGCCUCCCCUCUCGUCAAGCCAGAGAGACCUCAAGCCCGACCUCUGACUGGAAGGAAAGCAGCCUCUAUUCCCAGUAUUCCCGAUGCUACAACAGGGAAGUCUUUGGUUGAGAGCUAUGAGCAAACUGUUUCAGCAGAUAAUCUCUCCAGCAGUAACCAGCCUCAAGACUCCGCCGCUCUUACUGAGGGCGGAGCAAGAGAAAAUCUCUCCGCCGGUGAAACAAAUCUAGUAGCGGAGACUGUUGCUGCAAAUGUUCUUUCACAGGUUUUAUCUGGUGGUGAGUCCCAUCUGGGUCUUGAGUCUCCCAACGACAAUGACACGUUGUCCCCACUGUUGGAGGUUGUGGAUAAUCUAGAACGGGAUUCGAGGUCGAACAACUCCAACUUGAACUCUGGAAGAUUAGGUCUAGGCACGGAGAAGAUGGAUAACAAGUCAGCAGGACUAGAUGUUGUAUCUCUGGCCUCUACCCUGGCAUCUGACCUCGCACACCUGGUGGAGUCGAUGAACCUCGCUGAUCGACCAAACUCAAAUACUAAUAGGUUCAACUACCUGGAGCUGACCGCUGCAGAUCUAAACUCUGAACUAAACCUAGCUCUGGACAGUGUAGUUACUACUCCUACCCCUCCACCAACCACUGGCUCUCUCAUGGCUUGUGUCACAACUCCACCUCCCAACUGCCCUCCACCGCCUCCUCCGCCCAAUAACCAGGCGAACUCCGCCACAGAUGAUGAGAAAAGGCGGGUGCAGGAGGUAGAUGAGAGGCCGGAUACCCGGAAAGAAAACUCUGUUUCCGUCCCAAACCUCUCCAAUCAUGCAGACUCUACUGCUGUCAGUUUAUUGGAGACAUUUGCGGCAGUGGCGCGCAGGCGUACAUCUGGUGCAUCUAGCAGCGCGGCAUCCACGAACGCUAACAAUAGUCGGAACACGGCCAACUCCUUGAGUUCAGGAGUGUUUGGACGCGGGUUAUCCACGAAUAGUGUUUCUAGUUUAGUUCGUCUCGCCCUGUCGAGCAAUUUCCCUAGUGGGUUACUCAACCAGGCCCAGUCCUACCCUAGCUUGAAUCCUGGACAAGGAAACAAUGGAUCUGACCGACAGAACUACGAUUCUGAGCAGGUUUCAAUGGAAGAGUUUCUAGAGUCGUGUAGAGCCACUACACUACUUGCUGAACUAGAGGAUGAUGAGGAGCUCCCUGAGGCUGAAGAUGAUGAUGAGGAGAAUGAUAAUGAAGAAUAUUGUGAGGAUAACUAUGAUGAAGAAUCAUCUGACUCUGCUAGAAGCGUCCUAAGUAAGAGAAAACAGUGGGAUGACGAUCAUGUGCUGAAGCGUAAAUUCUCUGCUCUUAUCCCCGCCUUCGAUCCCAGGCCAGGUCGGACCAAUGUCAACCAAACCACAGAUAUCACUGUACCUGUCCCUGGUGAAGGGGAGGGGAAGGUUAGCCCCGCCCCUGGACUCCAUCAGACUCCUGGACUAGUACUUGUGGUUCGAGGUCCUAAUCUACCUGGAGUACAGGAUAUCGAGGUUGAGCUUACUAAUCCUGACUGGACAAUAUUCAGAGCUGUUCAAACAAUAAUUCAGAAUACGAAUCUUGGAUCUAAAUCAGAUCGGUUCCGCCGAGUAUGGGAGCCAACAUACGUGAUCCUUUAUAGGGAGCAGAGGGAAGGAUCCGCUCCAAGGGAGGAUUCUCUCCCCUACCUCUCAGCUCCAGGAUCCAGAAGGGGAUCCUCACUCCCCCAGCUCCCUAUUACAGCAAACACCCAGUGCAGUAUGGAUGAGGUCCUGCAAUUGAUCCGGCAACUAUAUAUUAACAGUGAGAAAUUGGCCGUGAAGCACAAAUCUAUUCUCUCCCCCGAGAACUUCCUCUCAAAGAAAAUCACGAAUAAAAUCGUAACUCAGCUUCAGGAUCCGUUGGUUUUAAGCUCUGCUUCACUUCCUGAGUGGUGUGAACAAUUAACUUUCACUUCCUCAUUCCUCUUCCCGUUUGAGACCAGACAGCUGUACUUCUACUGUACCGCAUUCGGUUCAUCCAGAUCUAUUGUCUGGCUGCAGCAGCAGAGGGAAGCUGACCAGCGAGGUAGAAGCGCUGGGUCAAGCAGGCAGGAUCAUCAAGAUUUCAGAAUUGGUCGAAUAAAGCAUGAGAGGGUUAAGGUACCCCGGGGGGAUAAGAUCCUGGACUGGGCUGUAAAUGUUCUAAAACUUCACGCUGACCGGAAGAGUAUUCUAGAGGUUGAGUUCUUAGAAGAGGAAGGAACAGGUUUAGGUCCAACCCUAGAGUUCUUUGCUCUAGUAGCUGCUGAACUACAGAGAGCUGAUCUAGGCAUGUGGAUCUGUGAUGAUGUUCUAGACAAUAUUACAAGGGAUAAGGGUAGUGGUGAGAAGCCCCCUGGAUACUAUGUAUCCCGUGUAGGAGGAUUAUUCCCUGCUCCUUUACCCCAGGAUUCACAACUUUGUCACAAGGUUUCCAACCUGUUCUGGACUCUGGGAGUAUUCCUGGCUAAGACCCUGCAGGAUAGCAGGCUGGUCGACCUACCAUUGUCCACUCCUUUCCUCAAACUAUUAUGCCAGGGUGAGGUGAGUUCAGAUAUGAAGGAGAUGAGUGUUCUGUAUUCUGGAAACUAUAGUCCGGAACUAGCAGAAGAUAUUAUGACAAGCAGUUCACUUUCAGUUGUAUCAGAGGAGAGUGAGAUCUGGUCUGGAAAUGAGAAGAGCUGGUGGUUUGGUUUACUUGAACUCGAGGAUCUAGAAUAUGUUGAUCCAGGCCGGGGUAGAGUCCUACAACAGCUUCACCAACUCAACUCAACUAAACUUCAGAUUCUGGCGGAUCAGGAACUAUCUGAUGAUGAGAAGGUGGAGAAGAUUAACAGUUUAACUCUUGAUGGCGCCAACAUAGAGGAUCUUGGACUCACCUUCACUUAUAGUCCUUCCAGUGGAGUUUAUGGAUUCAAGGAUGUUGAACUAAAGAGUGGAGGAGACGAGGAGGAGGUUACUAUACAUAACCUUGAUGAGUUUAUUGACAGAACUCUAGACUGGUGUUUUCAUAGAGGGAUAUCCAGGCAGCUGGAGGCAUUCAGAGCAGGGUUUUGUACCGUAUUUCCAAUGGAAAAGCUGGGAUCAUUCAGUCCUAAUGAGGUUCGAACCAUGAUUUGUGGAGACCAGUCCCCAGUAUUCACAAGAGAAGAUGUACUCAAGUACACUGAACCUAAACUGGGGUACACUAAGGAUUCACCAGGAUUUAUUAGGUUUAUGAAUGUGUUGGUGGAUAUGAACAGUGAGGAGAGGAAGGCGUUCCUACAGUUUACUACAGGGUGCUCCUCCCUUCCACCAGGAGGCCUGGCAAACCUUCAUCCUAGGUUAACUGUGGUUCGGAAAGUAGAUGCAGGGGAUGGAAGUUUUCCCUCUGUAAAUACCUGCGUUCAUUAUCUAAAGCUUCCUGACUAUUCGAGUGAAGAAGUGCUGAAGGAACGAUUAAUGGCCGCAACUAUGGAGAAGGGAUUCCAUCUCAACUAAUCAGCUGAUUUCUUCAAGAUCAUCUAAUGUUUUCAAGAUCAGCUAAUUUCUUCAAGCUCAGUUGAUGUUUUUAAGAUAACCUGAUUUCUGAAAGAUCAGCUGUUGUCUUCAAGAUCAGCUGUUGUCUGCAAGAUCAGCUGUUAUCUUUAAGAUCAUUUGUUGCCUUUUUCUGAAACAGCUGAGUUAAAGAGAUUUGUAAUUUCGAUUUUCUUGGUUUUUGUUUAUUCACACCUUGUAUUUUAUUCCCGUAUUAAGACUUAGUUAGAACUAAACCUUAUUCCUGUAAAACUGCACGUGACAGCUGUGCUCGUUUCAUGUUGUAAGAACAUUAUUUAAUGUGAUAUAAUUUUUCAUAAUAAACCAAAAUUUAAAAAUUUAA
Eurytemora carolleeae is the source of this 7369-nucleotide messenger RNA. RefSeq names its product E3 ubiquitin-protein ligase HECTD1 (gene Ufd4). The transcript has 45 exons. Gene Ontology annotation, molecular function: ubiquitin protein ligase activity; metal ion binding; protein binding. The record is from RefSeq and is a predicted model, not a curated record. Bases 4 to 6990 code for a protein of 2328 amino acids. NCBI's taxonomy places the organism in Eukaryota, Metazoa, Arthropoda, Copepoda, Calanoida, Temoridae. Gene Ontology annotation, cellular component: nuclear speck. Gene Ontology annotation, biological process: anatomical structure development; protein K63-linked ubiquitination; proteasome-mediated ubiquitin-dependent protein catabolic process.